GGUCCCGCCAAAGCUCAGCCAUCAGCUUCACAAGCACUAAAUCGCACACCAUGCCUCAGCCCGAUCCUCUCAGCUGGACUUUGUUGUUCAAAAAGCACAGAACGACCGUGCUUCUGAUGCUUCCUGCAUCCGAAACGGUCGCCGCAACCAAAAAUGCAUUGCUUCGGGCCCUUCAAGCUCGGGGCCUGAGAGAUAUAAAUGGAGAUGUCGUUCCAGUGGACGCUUCCGAAAUUGAGCUUGGUAUUCCGGUAGACAAGAAUGACUUGGAAAAAGGCUGGACGAAGCUUGAGGUUGACGUCGCCGACUUCGAUGUUGCCGCCGCACCCAAACGAGGAGCCGGGAAGAAGGCAGCCGGUUCGCUCACCUUACUAGCUGCCGAUAUCAAGAAUGGACAAUCCAUCGCAUUCAGGUUCCGGAAGCCUACGACCGACGAUUCUGAGAAGAACGAUGAGUUGGCUGAGCUAGAUCCGGAAGAUCCAGGAUGGGAUGUUGUCCUCCCUAGCUUCGAAGACGAAGAAGAUGAUGUCCAGAACUGAGUGCUACCUUCAGCCGAAAAUAAUGAAAUGAAUGACAUCAAACCCGUCUGUUGGCUGCAACUGAGAUCCAGUAUACCACACAGGUUGACGGAGGUUGCUACCCGGACAAGUGAGCCAUGACCAGAAUAAAAUGUCGACAGUCUCAUGAUAUUAGCUCUUAUGCAAUCUCUGGUCAACAGCAGUACGCUUGCGUUUGCAUCUUCUCUCUGUAAGAGCGCGAUACGAUGAGCUAUCUACACCCUUGAGUUACCCUGGCGCAUGGCUCAUAUCGGUCUAUAGCAGGCGGCUUUAAUAAGCUUCCCUGAAUAUCACUUUAAUAAGAUCCUUAGUGU
This is a messenger RNA of Aspergillus brunneoviolaceus CBS 621.78, 868 nucleotides long. RefSeq lists its product as uncharacterized. NCBI's taxonomy places the organism in Eukaryota, Fungi, Ascomycota, Eurotiomycetes, Eurotiales, Aspergillaceae. The transcript is spliced from 2 exons. Bases 51 to 536 code for a protein of 161 amino acids. The record is from RefSeq and is a predicted model, not a curated record.